Ipomoea triloba (trilobed morning glory) is the source of this 3815-nucleotide messenger RNA. Its product is annotated as kinesin-like protein KIN-12F. Gene Ontology annotation, molecular function: ATP binding; microtubule motor activity; microtubule binding. Lineage: Eukaryota; Viridiplantae; Streptophyta; Magnoliopsida; Solanales; Convolvulaceae. The transcript has 16 exons. The record is from RefSeq and is a predicted model, not a curated record. Gene Ontology annotation, biological process: microtubule-based movement. Bases 66 to 3617 code for a protein of 1183 amino acids.
UCUUCUCUUUCCCCCUCCCUCCUAUCGCUCUCUCCCUCUCUCUCUGCAACUCUUUCAGCUUAAAAAUGGCAGACAACAGAUUCUUGAGAAAAAUUUCUACCUCAACCUUCCGAAGUCUCCUUCCCAAGUCGGUUCUAUCAAAGAACAAGAGGAGUUCCAGCCGUGCAAAACCCAAAUUCAACAACGAAAAUGCAGCUCCGCUCCACCCCAACUUUCAGAUCAGUGACACCAAAUUCUUACGCUCAAACUCAGUCACCCAAAAGCCAUUACCGGAACUCGAAAAUUCCCCUCCAACAGAACUCACCACAUCAGAUAUCCGGCCACAGCCCCCUGAACUUCCCGAACCGCCGGUCAAAGUUGUAGUAAGGAUUAGACCUGGACAUGAUCCCACAAUUGGAGGUCGGAUAGUUGCGAACGCUUCUAAGGGUUCAGUGUCCGUUGGUGAUAGAGAGUUCACUUUUGAUUCAAUAUUAGGCUCGAGUUCCACUCAGGAGGAUGCAUUUCAAUUGGUUGGUGUUCCUCUGGUGAAGGAUGCAUUAGCAGGUUACAACACAUCACUCUUGGCUUAUGGACAGACUGGUAGUGGAAAGACCUACACGAUGUGGGGACCUCCAAGUGCUAUGGUUGAGGCUCCAUCGGCCAAUUGUCUGCAGGGUGUUGUUCCUCGCAUUUUCCAGAUGCUCUUCUCUAAUAUUCAACAUGAACAAGAGACCUCUGGAGAUAAACAGAGAACUUACCAGUGCCGCUGUUCAUUCCUUGAGAUUUUCGAUGAACAUAUUGGAGAUUUACUGGAUCCUUCCCAGAGGAAUUUGAAGAUAAAGGAUGAUGCCAAGUAUGGAUUUUAUGUUGAGAAUUUGAUGGAGGAAUAUGUAAGCACUUACGAGGAUGUCACACGGCUCUUGAUUAAGGGACUUUCAAGUAGAAAGGUUGGAGCAACAAGCAUAAAUUUGAAAAGUUCAAGGUCCCAUAUUGUGUUUACAUGCAUCAUUGAGUCAUGGUGUAAGGAAAAUGCGUCAACGUGCUUUGGUAGUUUGAAGACAAGCAGAAUUACUCUUGUUGAUCUUGCUGGGUUUGAGAGAAACAUACUUGAAGAUGCUGAUAUACAGUGUGUUAAGGAAGGAAAAUAUGUGAACAAGUCCACAUCACAGCUGGGACAUGUGGUUAAUAUCCUCGCUGAAAAUGGUGGUUCCAGGAUCCUUGAAAAUGUGCCCUACAACAGUUCCUGUUUAACCCAUUUAUUGAGAGAAUCACUUGGAGGGAAUGCCAAACUCUCUGUCAUAUGCACUGUCUCUCAGGAUGACAAGCAUAUGAGUGACACAAUAAGCACACUCAGGUUUGGAAAACUGGUUAAACUAAUGCAGAAUGAUUCAGUAAUCAAUGAAAUCUCAGAAGAUGAUGUUAAUGAUUUGAGCGAUCAGAUUCGUCUGCUGAAGGAAGAACUAAUAAGAGCAAAAACAAAUGUUAAUGUGUUUGGAAGCAAUGAUGGCUACCUCAAAGGACAAAGCGCGCGAGAAAGCUUAAAUCAGUUGAGAGUGAGCCUUAACCGCUCACUGAUGUUACCCCAUAAUGUUAAUGAUUUUGAAGAUGAUAUUCACUUCAGUGAGGAUGACAUAAAAGAACUAGCAAUCCAAAUUAGUGAUGUUCAGAAUUCAUAUGAGAACGCAAUCCAAAUUAGUGAUGUUCAGAAUUCAUAUGAGAACUCAAAAGAAACUUUUGAGAGCAAAGACUGCAGCAAAUAUUCCUCAGCUGAAGGCUGUGAAGCAGAAUGUUAUAUGAGCUGUUCAGAAAGCGAAAACGAAGAAAUUAGCUCUGUUCGUCGUACCCGGACAGUGCUACAUCCAGGUAGCAUUUCAAUCAAUACAGACCACCAGUGCCCUGCUCUCCAAAAUCCUGAGUUGUCUGAGUCUCCAAAGUUUCAAAAUACCACAAGGAAAAAUCUAAUUCUAUCGUCAAAUCCCUCAUCAAGUGGGAAUGCUGUGCAACAUAUAAUUAAAAGUUCUGGGUUCCCACAAACCGAACAACAGGAAGAAAAUAAGGCCCACCCUCAAUCGAGGUCAAGCAGAAUAUUUCCUGGGCCAGCUGAGUCCUUGGCUGCUAGCCUUCAUAGAGGUUUACAGAUAAUUGACCAUUACCAUCAAAAUUCUGUAUCAACAAGAUCGUCGAUCUCCUCCUUCUCAUUUGACCAUUUUGCACUGAGACCAUGCAUGUCUACUAGCAAAGUCAAAACACUUACUCAAGAAUCAUUAGAAGGGGAGCAAUUUUCUGAUGCUGUAUCUGUGUCUUUACUCUGUUCAAAUUGUCAGCAGAAGGAGAGUAAACCCUCUAAUGAAGUCCAGGAUAGGUUAAAUACAAGGAUAGCACUAGUGGAUGAAUCUAGUGCUACUGAACAUGCAGAUCAAGAGCCUAAGCAGGAUUUUGAGAAAGAUUUACUACAAGCUCUGGAGAGAGAGAAGAAGCUUGAAAUUGUUUGUAAGGAUCAAACAGAGAAGAUUGCACAGCUAAAUCAAAUGCUAUCGAAGUACAAAUGUGAUAAGGACAGUCAUUCAAUAAAUGACAAAGAAAAGCUUGUAAGUUGGAAUGGCUGUGAAGGUAAUGGACAAGAUUUCAUAAACGAGAAGUGUGACAAUAAAGAAGUCCAGGGAGUGGAGAACCAUAACGAUGGUGGCAACAAACGCUUCGAUAUGCUUGAGAAGGAAGCACUUCUAAAAGAAAUUGAAGAUCUGAGGAGCAAACUGCAGUCAAAUCCAGAUGCAUAUAUGAAUAAAUCAGUUGACAAAGUUCAAUCCUCAUUGUUGCAGUCAAUUCAGGAAAGAAAGAGUGGCAUAUAUGCUAAAGUUCUAAACGAAGAAGAACUUGAGAAGGAAAGAGAAAGAUGGAUAGAAUUGGAGAGUGAUUGGAUUUCUCUAACAGAUGAACUUAGAAUUGAUCUUGAGUCCAACCGCCACAGAGCAGAGAAGGUAGAGAUGGAACUAAAACUGCAGAAGAAGUGCACAGAGGAGUUGGAUGAUGCACUUAAAAGAGCUGUCCUUGGUAAUGCUAAAAUGGUUGAGCACUAUGCUGAACUGCAGGAGAAGCACAACGACUUGAUUGAAAGACACCGUUUGAUGGUGGAGGGGAUACAAGAUAUUAAAAAGGCUGCCGCAAAAGCAGGAACUAAAGGUUGUGGUGCUCGUUUUGCCAAGUCUCUUGCAUCUGAGCUCUCUGCUUUAAGGGUAGAAAGAGAGAGGGAGAGGGGCCUGCUUAAAAAGGAGAACAGAAGUCUUAAAGCUCAACUUAGAGACACUGCAGAAGCAGUUCAUGCUGCAGGGGAACUUCUCGUCAGAUUGAGAGAAUCACAGGAAACAGUUUAUUUUGCAGAGGAAAAACUCGCAAAAGCCCAGGAAGAGAAUGACAAGCUGAGGAAGCAGUUAGAGAAGCUAAAGAGCAAACACAAGAUGGAGAUCAAUACGAUGAAACAUUACCUUGCUGAGAGUAGGUUGCCAGAAGCUGCAUUACGGGCACUAAAUCGGAAAGAAUAUGAUGUAACACAAAGUCAUACUGCUUCACAUUCUUCAGGUUAUGAUGAUCAACCAUGGAGAGCAGAAUUUGGUGCCAUAUAUCAAGACCAACAUUAUUGAGUCAACUGGAUCACUGACUCAACUUAGCAGUAUUACCCUUCAAAGAAACUGCACUGGAGAUUCUACUCAGAACUUGUAGAAACAUACUCAAUAUAAUUAGACCAUUUCCUCUUCUUUUUUCUAUUAUGCUACUCAUAUAUAUAUAUACCAUGACUUUGAUGAUCAUAUUUUAUGCACAAGCAUCAAACUCCACCUCAA